Chaetomium globosum CBS 148.51 is the source of this 936-nucleotide messenger RNA. RefSeq lists its product as uncharacterized. The coding region runs from base 1 to 936 and encodes 311 amino acids. NCBI's taxonomy places the organism in Eukaryota, Fungi, Ascomycota, Sordariomycetes, Sordariales, Chaetomiaceae. The record is from RefSeq and is a predicted model, not a curated record. The transcript has a single exon.
AUGAAUCGACACGCGCAUAGCGGCCACGGCAGCGGCGGCGGCGAUGGCGAUGGUGAUAGUCACUGGCCCCAAGGACGCCACUGGGCGUGCCCUUUCUACUUAUCCAACCCGAUCCGCCAUGCGGCUUGCGUGGCCUACAAGCUGGGACGCGUGCCCGACGUCAGACAGCACAUCGAGCGGAAGCACGUUGAUGAAGUGGGGAAGAAGGAGAUGGAAAAGAUGAAGGGAAAGAACGAUAGGGGAAAGACGAACGUGGAGCGGUGGUACGCUCUGUGGACUCUCUUCUUCCCGGGCCUGGUUCAGCCGGCAUCGCCGUAUUCUACCGGGACCGAGAUUGCCGACGUCGCUGUUGCUUUCGUGUCGCGUUUCAUGGAGGGCUGGGAGAUGGAUGGUAGACCGAGGGAUGGCAAGACGGCGUUGACGGAGUGUGUGGCCUUCGUCAAGUACACGUCUCGGGAGAUGAAGUCAGGGCGCAUGUCGUUUCAACCUCAAGCUGUUGCCAACGUCAGCGAGCGCCAACCCCAAGAUACUGUGAUCCAAAACAGCAACACCCAGGACAACGUCACUCACCAAGGUCUCGCACUGUUGCCCAACCAGCUUGACCCAAUGAUCAUGAGUCAGCCUCAACGAUCCGGUCCACGAGGCUUCUUUCCCGGGUAUUACGACCCCCAAGAGCCGAUUGUCCCAACCCAGGCGCAAGCCCCAUCGUUAUCCGUCACCAAUAAUCAAUACUGGCCUCGCCUCACCGGCCCUGCAGCAUACCCAGCUGUGCCUACUCAUCACCUUCCCCCAGUCCAGUCAUUUUAUGCCGCAGCCGCCAACGGACUUGUUGACUAUGCGAUCGACCCGUCCAAUCUUUCGAACGCUAUGGGCUGGGCCUCGGCGGGUGGUUUUGACGGCGGCGAUGACGAAUUCCAAUUCGGAGGCGAGGACUAG